Molecule: messenger RNA, 302 nt
Organism: Aspergillus welwitschiae
Lineage: Eukaryota; Fungi; Ascomycota; Eurotiomycetes; Eurotiales; Aspergillaceae
Exons: 2
Source: RefSeq, a predicted model, not a curated record
AAGAGAUCCGACAGGAUUCUGUGUAGAGUUCUCUGCAGCUGCUGCAGAUGGCCUGAUAACUCCGAGACAUACUCUGUCCCUGAGGAUGAGCAGCGCACGGAUUGACUGGGGUGAACCGCGUCGAAGCGAGAUGCCCGUUGUGUCCAAUUCCACGGCUAAAGUUGCCUCGAGAUGGUGUGUGUUGGUGAGUCCGAGGCCUGAUCAGCGAACAGGGCAGGAUAAACAGGGUCUUGCAGAGGGUGCAAGUGGGGAGAUCGUGAGGUGGAAAGGGUCAUCAUUUGACUGAUUUGAGGCUGGGGGAG